Molecule: messenger RNA, 1173 nt
Organism: Darwinula stevensoni
Lineage: Eukaryota; Metazoa; Arthropoda; Ostracoda; Podocopida; Darwinulidae
Source: the annotation of a GenBank genome assembly
CCUGAUGUGGAGUGGGGACUGGGAUGCAGAGAAGAGCUCAUUAAUGACGCAAAAGACCUGUUGCAUGACAGCAUCCUGAAGCACCUCAUCUUGGCCUUUCAAGAGCUGGGAAUAGAGAUGUCCAUUGGAGGCCCGGCAGAAGAUGCGCUUGGGAGCAUUGAUUCCUCCAACAAAGGCCAAUUCAGAUUGGACAGCCAGGAGGCGGGGAACAUGAUUUUUACAGACCUCAUAGAACCUCACUACCAAUCCUCAGGGGUCUGCGGGUUAGCAUCUCUAUGGCUGCGAGGACAAGGCAAGGCAGAAGUGAACACUGUGAUAGCCAAGGCACUUCUGGGUCUCCCAUCCUACAAGUUUGUUCCACUUCUGCCACAGCUUACAGCACAUCUCACCCCUUUCAUAUUCAGUAUACUCCUAUAUGAGAAUCAUGGCUCACGGAUGAGUGGACAAGUCAUCCUUGGCCAGUGCUCCAUGCUGAAGCAGAAGACAAAGAAGAUGACAGAGAAGGAAGCAGAGACAUAUGACAGUGUGUGGAACUUCCACAGCAGCUACAUCUGCCAUGAACUCUCGCACCAUUUCAUCCACCUCUUUGAGCAAUGCAGUCACCAUCACAGGAUCCACAUGAAUCAUUACACUCUCCUCUCCAUCACCCUGUUUCUUCUUUGGAUGAUAUCCAAUGAUGAAAUUGAUAUCUCACCAGACCCAAAUCAUGUGUGGGCGCUUGAUGUUUUCAGAGAUCAUGUCAAGAAGGACGUGAAGUUUGAUUUCCACCUUCCUGCGCUUGGAUGGCUUGGUGGAAUCCAAGAGAGUUGUCAGAUCCAGAAGGGAGUGACCGAGAGUGAUGGAGACGUGAACCCAUACGAUUUCGAGAGCAAACGGGAUCUCCCAUCAAAAAUUCAAUGCAUCAUGAGGUUGAACGACACGAUUCAUAAGCAAGUUGGAUUUUCUGUUCGUCAGAAAACAGCAAUGGAGAUGAAAUCAUAUGGCCAUGAUGCACCAAACCUUGAGACGGCCUUGGUAGUCCUUCCUGGUGAUGCGCAGCAAUGGAACCAAGAUAUCCUGGGCCAAGCUGGACACCUGAUGCCAAGGUCUCUGUUUGGGCCAGCAGUCCAGCCACGUGACAUUCAUACCACAAUCCCCAAGCCCGCCUCCCUAUUGCGGAUCGCCAUCGAUGAC